UUUCUAUUCAGACUUGUAUUGCAACUUGUUGUGAGAGCAGGCAGGCGGUUGUGGUCUCUGGUUCAAGAAACAAGGCUAACGUUAUUCUGAUGCAUGAUAUCUUCCGGCAAAACAGGGUUUGAAAUGAAAGCGAUUGCAUUUGUGACACUUCUGUUCCUCGCAUGUGGCCUGGCGACCCCCUUCUACCUCAAACCAUGGAGCGAGGUUACUCUGACUCUGCACUGGCCACAAACAUUCUGUAAUAUGGAACACUGCAGCCCACACCUCGACUACUGGACUUUGCAUGGACUGUGGCCAAAUGCAGGCAUGAAUUGUAACAACACAUGGAAAUUCAAUAUAAGUGAAGUACAGGACCUGAAGGCAGAUAUGGAAAAAUACUGGCCAAAUCUUCUGCAUCCAACCUCUAUUCAGUUUUGGAGUUACGAAUGGCAUAAACAUGGAACGUGUGCUGCCUCAGUGGAGUCCCUCAACAGUCAGCAUAAAUACUUCAGCAAAGCUCUUGAACUCUACAAACGGUUUGACCUCACUAAAACCCUGAAAAAUGCUGGCAUUGAGCCUUCAGAGCAGAAUUACCAGUUUGAUGACAUUGAACGUUGCAUUUGGCAGCAUUUUGGUGCCCAACCAAAGAUUCAGUGUGUUAAAUCAACCAAGGGUGAGAAUGUUCAGGAAUUGGGCCAGGUUGAGAUCUGCUUGAACACUGACUUCAUGCCCGUUGCCUGCAAGAAGUCAAAGGAAGACCUGUGGAGCAGAGUCAACGAGCUUCUCCUGAACCGCUUCAGUGCGCCCUCACCAUUCCAAGUGUGUGACUUUGGCACGCCUGUGCACUAUCCAAUGGUCAAGGAGAACAAAACAGGACAUUGAAGUUCCUCUUUUUUAAGGGCUAAUGUCGAAACACUGGUUCAGAGGGUUUGACGUAUUCACUGUUGUGUGUCUGACUGAGCUUAAUUGUGGUUUUUGGUGGUAAAAAAUCACGAGCUUACCUCCUUUGUUUAAAUUGCUGUGCUGGUCAGUAAUCACGAGCAGUGUCUUAUUCUCGCUUUCUAUCUUUGGACCCCAACUUAAUUGAUGGGCGGAGUGCAAACUUUUAUAUCUAGCUAAAGAUAAUUUGAUAACUAGGCUAAAUACAUUUUUAAGGGCUAAUGGACGGCACGGCAUUUGGGUAUCAGAAGAUAGUGGAUGUCCGAAUAAGUAAUGCGGCGACGACAACACAAAGUGUAUGUCAUUGAUGAGUCAGCUCCAUGCGCCCACAUGCCACAUGAUGGGUAUAGUUCAAGCACGAGAACUUUGCUUAUUGAUAGGCUUUGGGCUUUGCCAACUAUUUCACUUAGGCUCUUUCUCUCUCUCUCUCUCUCUCUCUCUCUAUUUCUCUCUGUAUCCAACUGCUUUGCCCCCUCUCUCCUUUUCUGUCCUCUCCGUCUUUAAAACUCUGGUGGCCUGCCACAGUUUUAAACUUUAAUGGGCGGCUAUGAAAAAGCAGCCUUUUGCUGGACAUCAAACAAAAUGGAUUUUGAAGAAGGCAGAGGUCACCCUCAGGGGAGAAAUAGUGCUGUCUGUGUUGCAUUUCAAGAUACACAGUAUAAGUGCUACUUUUAAUUUAUUGCUAUUUCUAAUAAUAUUUUUUAGGUUGUAAUUUUGGUGUUAGGAUUAGGCCCUACAUGUUAGAAUGGUGUUUUCACCGGGAGGGUUGUUGAAGAGAAAUCUCCGGUCUCUAGUAACCUUAUGUUAUUACUUCCCAUUAUUUGUCAUUUACAACUUCUGUCAUCUUCAUGGUAGUAAAAUUCUGGGUAAGGGAUGAACAGUAUACUUGCCCCUACUAUGCACUAAUGGUUAAGCAUUCAAUGAGAACUGUGAUGAAGUUGAUUUCUUUUUAUUAUUAUUAUUAUUAUUUUACUACUUUCUCUUCUUUUAGUAUUUUGCAUUCUAUCUUCGUAUAUUUCCCCACAUAAUUGUUUCUAUAACGAGCUUUAGCAACUACUUCCAUUCAUCAUGUAGUUCUGAGUGGCAUUUGGAGAAGACUGGUGGUUGUGGCGUAGAAUGACAUUGUAAUUUUACAGCAAGCCAACCAGCUGAAUGCUGUGAUCACACUCCAUGCUCAAGCGUGGUAUUCUGUUUGUGAUGCCAUCUGUGUUUACUGUAUUGCUUUUAUCUUUAAUUUGUUUUUGUAUUAUUUCAGGUCGUUUACCUUUUAUAAAAUGUUGUGUAUCUGAUUUGCAGUCAUUCCUUGAUCCUCAUUUCUUGUAUGUACAUGUUGUAACCACUAGGGGUCAGCAUUUGUUUGCUAAAAGGUUCUCUCAGCAGUAGUGGAGAGGGGAGCAGACCUGAGCUUGCAUUGUUAUGUCACUUCUAACACUACAAUAACACAGACAUUCAUUCACAGACAUGUCAUUUUCAUAAAUCAGCAUUAUAAUGUGACAAUCAUGUGUUGUAGAUAAUUAACUGGAUAGCACGUUUUUACUGCAAUGUCUAUUCGAAUGUUAUAACAAUAAAAAAUAAUCUUACAUGC
Messenger RNA from Sardina pilchardus (European sardine), 2503 nucleotides. It is a transcript of the gene rnaset2, whose product is annotated as ribonuclease T2. The record is from RefSeq and is a predicted model, not a curated record. Gene Ontology annotation, biological process: RNA catabolic process. Lineage: Eukaryota; Metazoa; Chordata; Actinopteri; Clupeiformes; Clupeidae. Gene Ontology annotation, cellular component: extracellular region. Gene Ontology annotation, molecular function: ribonuclease T2 activity; RNA binding. The transcript has 10 exons. The coding region runs from base 94 to 861 and encodes 255 amino acids.